Molecule: messenger RNA, 2206 nt
Organism: Rana temporaria (common frog)
Lineage: Eukaryota; Metazoa; Chordata; Amphibia; Anura; Ranidae
Product: ubiquitin-conjugating enzyme E2 B
Exons: 6
Coding region: 182-640 (152 amino acids)
Biological process (GO): protein polyubiquitination; DNA repair; proteasome-mediated ubiquitin-dependent protein catabolic process
Cellular component (GO): HULC complex
Molecular function (GO): ubiquitin conjugating enzyme activity
Source: RefSeq, a predicted model, not a curated record
GGACGAAUGGUUGGAUCCGGUGGAACGCUCUGUUCUGCCCUUUUUGGGGCGCUGUGAAACGUCAUCUCAGCUUGUUUGUGCCAAGACUUCAGAGCGAGAAGCGGCAGCCGGGCCUUGGCUCCCGAAAACUGCCUUAGCCUGUCACCCCUGUUUCUUUCUCCGUCCGCCUUGAACCAGGACCAUGUCCACUCCGGCCAGGAGAAGGCUCAUGAGGGACUUCAAGAGAUUACAGGAAGAUCCUCCUGUUGGCGUCAGUGGUGCACCAUCUGAAAAUAAUAUUAUGGUCUGGAAUGCAGUAAUUUUUGGACCUGAAGGGACACCAUUCGAGGAUGGUACAUUUAAACUCAUUAUAGAGUUUUCAGAAGAAUAUCCAAACAAACCUCCAACAGUUAGAUUUGUGUCAAAAAUGUUUCAUCCAAAUGUUUAUGCUGAUGGCAGCAUAUGUUUAGAUAUCCUUCAGAACCGCUGGAGUCCAACUUACGAUGUUUCGUCUAUUUUGACAUCCAUUCAGUCUCUUCUUGAUGAACCAAAUCCUAAUAGCCCUGCGAACAGUCAAGCCGCACAACUUUAUCAGGAAAACAAACGCGAGUAUGAAAAAAGAGUGUCUGCUAUUGUUGAGCAAAGCUGGAACGAUUCCUAAUAUUCCGUUCAUCACCUUUUUCAUGUACAAUAUAAUUUUAUAAGAGACAGAAAUGGAGGUACUACAAAUGCCACAAGAUUAAAAGUUUUAAAUAUGUUGAUGGCAGACACUGAAUUCUGCAAGUUUCCUCCAUUGUUGCUCAUGUUUGGAAACUGAAAAAGCUUGUGUAUCUCUAGUGUAUUUUUUACUGCAUGUUUUGUGCAUGGUUUAAAAAUUAAGUUAUUGCUACAUUUGUAAUAUAUCCGGUUUGUAUUUUUUCUUUUUCUUGAUGUAUAACAUUGGCAUGGAGUUUCCAUGGAAAUACAAGUUUUGUAAAUCUAUCUUUUUCUCCCCAAAAAAUUAAUGCUUCAGUUUUGUGACCUUUUUUUCCUUUUCUUUUUUUUAAUAGCAGAAGAGCACUUUUUUAUUAUUAAUAACUUACAAUAGAGUUCAGAUGUGUAUAUAUAAUAAUUUGUGUCUGGAUAUCUUUCUUAAUAGUUUUGUGUUAAAGAACUUUAGUUGGAAGAAAAAUGCUAGCAAGAAAGCUUUUAUUUGAGAGCCUGUAUAUUUGUUAUGCAAUAAAAGCUUCCUGUUGGCAUGUCUCUUGAGGCUGGGUUCACACCUAUGCGAAUGUGAAUUGGAUGCGGUUUUCUUCGCAUCCAAUUCGCAUAGCAGGAGAAUGUGACUGGCUCUCUAUGUAGUGGGUUCACAUAUCUCUGCAGCAGGUCCGGUGCGAUUUGCUGAAAAAACGGGUGCCUUUUUUGGUCGGGUUUAGGUCCGAAUUUAGCCCAAAAUUUGGGCUGAAAUUGGACUUGAAACGGUGAACCGGCAUGCACCGGACCCCUGCUGUGCUAUGGAACCAGUGUGAAUCCAGCCAGAAAGUUUGUACACUAAACUCUGUGUGCAAUCAUGCAUUUAUUUCAGGAUAAAUGUCUAUCUGCAUGCACAGAAGUUGCAUCAUCUCUGGCUGGCCCAUCAAGAUUUCUGAAAAUGCCAAAGUCACAAGAUCACUGGACAAAGAUGUUGGCAGUGGCAAGGGAGCUUACAGAUGUUGCAUCUCCAGAGGAAAAGCAUGUAGUGUGGACUGUGUUGUGCUUUAAGGCCAUACAAGUUUUAAAUGAUGUAUGCCCUUUCUUUAGGUGUAACGUCCUCUUUUUCAUAUAUAUAGAUAUAUACAUCCAUAUAGAUAUAUUUAUUUUUACAAAUUUUAUCUGCAUGGGUGCAUGACAUUCUUGACUACACGUGAAAGUGCUUAGGCCUGGCGAUUGGCCACUCAGGCUUGCACACUGUUAUCUCCCCCAUACCUGGAAGCCCUGUUUCAGUGGCGAGGGAACACAGAUGGUGAGUUUAGUUUACCUUUUAGGAUGUGUUAAAGUAGGCACUGUCACCUAGAUUAUUUUACAUAUUAGGGUAAUUAUCUAAUUUUGCAGACUGCAGGUGAAAGUGUGCAUACAAAUGCUGGACCUAAUUCUGAAAGGUAUAUUUAAGCAGGCCAAGUAUCGUUUUUUGUUUUUUAUUUCCAUAAACCUAUUGCAUUCAUUAAUCUGCACUGUGAAAACAAGCUGCUGGCAUACAGUUUGAUAUACC